This is a messenger RNA of Plodia interpunctella (Indianmeal moth), 7701 nucleotides long. RefSeq names its product Ephexin (gene Exn). The coding region runs from base 299 to 5962 and encodes 1887 amino acids. Gene Ontology annotation, molecular function: guanyl-nucleotide exchange factor activity; protein binding. The record is from RefSeq and is a predicted model, not a curated record. Gene Ontology annotation, biological process: activation of GTPase activity. Lineage: Eukaryota; Metazoa; Arthropoda; Insecta; Lepidoptera; Pyralidae. The transcript has 20 exons.
UCGUGUCAGUCAGUACCCCGCUGUUCGCGCGUAUGCGCACCUGCGCGCGUCACCUGUCUCCAAAACUAACGAUCUGUGAAGUGUCAAGUGCUAAUCUGUUGUGACCUGGAACUAUCACCUCUUUAUCACAUAAAGGGAUUUAUCUUGGAUUAGUUCCAUUCAGUGUUUGACUUUAUCCGGCUUCUCGCGGUCUGCCACGCAAUACAUGAUAUUGUCUGAUAUACAUUUGAAUCUUCACUCAUGUUCAGGCAAUCAAGAGCAGAUGGCGUAGACAAGCGGACAAAGAUAUCCAUCACAAAUGUUGUUAAGCAAUCUAAUGGAAGACGAAGCAAUUUCGACGAACAAAUUGAUCACAUCAAUAAAAGGCUUCAACCCCAACGGGAGAGAGCAUGGAACUAUUAAGACGCUCCUGAAAAAUUUUAUACUACCUGAUAAUAAUAGCAUGGCUAUCAAAGAAAGUAAAAGUAACGACAAAUGUGUCUAUUCUGUCCCGAUUACAACUUUGUCGCCUGUGAAUCAUAGAAUGAAGUCUAUAAAUGAGGCCAAAAUGGCGUUUUUAAACUCCACAGUAAACAAUACGCCACCCCGGCCUCCGCCAAUUGUCAAGAAGAUUGAACCAACUGUUCAUUAUGCUCAGUUAGCAAUCACUACCUCUAGCGAAGACACCAGAAGUACAGGUGGAGGUAAAAAUAUCAAAACGAAUAGACAAGAUAUCAAAGAAAAUAAAUUAAACUCUUUACCGAUAGACAUAUCACCCAAUGUUAAGAAAAAAGUGGAACAACAACAAAGAAAAGUUAGCUUCAAAAUUAAAAAUGCAUCAACAUCUUACCGGAGGCCACCAUUAGCGAUGAAAACAAUGACAAUAAAAAGUAGUAAUGUCGCUGAAUUGACCAAGAAAUUUAACAACUUAGUGACUGAUUCCCAUAACACACCUUUCAAACAAUCCAAGCUUGUCAAAACUAUAGAAGAUUUGCAAACAAACUCUCUUUUUACGGCCAGUAACAGUUCUACACCGUCUUCAACUCUUAGCUCUAGCCCGAAUAUAAAAAUUGUUGUGCGACAGAAAAGGGGUUCUCGAAGACGAAAUAAUAGAAAACGAUGUUCCAGUAUGGAUUCUAUAGACAAAUUACUAGUAUCUGAUAAUUCUUCAACCAAAAUCGGUGUUAUUCGAUCAAAAUCUGAUGGAACAAAGAUACCAAAAUCUCCAAAACGGCAAUUAAAGUAUAAUGACGCUAGCACAAAGCAAAGUGGAUCAGAUUGUGUGGAUGGCAGCCCUGUUAAUCCGAAAGAUGCCGAACCAAAGAAAGAUAAAAAUAUGCCGCAAAACAACGUAGUGAAAAAUGUGAUUAAAAAGUUUGAAUGUGAAAUAACGGCUCAAUCAAAUGUUAGCACAUUAAAGAAAAAUAAUGAUAAUGCUAAAAGUACAAUACCCAUAAAAGAAAAACCUAAAGUACCUGAAAAGAAAUCAUCAUUAGUUUUAACGAAAAAUUUGGUAGUUAAAGAUGGUGUUCCUAAAAUAAGAACUAUAAAACCGUUAAUAAAUAAUACUAUUCAAAAACAAUGCGAACAUUUUAAACCAAGCUCGCCAAAUUCUUUAAAAAAGAAAGAACCUAUUUAUUCUUCAUACGAAAAAAAGAAAUUUAAAACAAACUAUGUACAUUUAGAAAAAUUACCCCUCAAAGUGGUUGAGAUUAUCCAAGAAGAUGUAAAUGAAAGUACUUCUAUAAUUAUAAAUUCAGAUGAUUCUCAAGGAGCUACUCCAAGUAAACAAGAUGAGGAGAAAACUUACCAAGAUUUAAGUUCAUGCAUAACCCCUAAUGAGUCGUUUUUGUGGAGAAGAAAAAGUAGUACUUAUUCAGAUAUCGAAAAAUCUCCUUCCGACAGCCCUUACAGUAUCUUAUGCAUAUCUAACAAUGAAGUUAUUGUUAAUAGUGAACAAGAUAUUCCAGAGAAGUUACUAAAACAUGAAUCUCAAAAAUUGAAAUUAGAUGAAUCUCAAAAUUGUAAUGACGGCUCGAAGAGUCCUAAAUGGGAUCCUUGUUCUGAUUUUGAGUCAAAUCUCGUCGAAGCUAUUAACAAAGAUGUUCUUGUGGGCUUCACAACUAAAUCACAGAAGAAAUCCUUGGUUGAAAACGAUUAUGAACUUUUGGAACCAAAAGAUACUGAAAACAUCACCAUCAUCCCCAUCAAAGCAGUAGAUACAACUAUAUCAUCAAAAAUAAAUUGUCCAUUGCCAGAAAUUCCCAAAAAGAGUCCUUCUGCAUCAGUCAAUGAAGUGGCAAAAGACAAUAUUUACCAGUGUCUUUUAGAGCUCCGAUCACAUCCAGAAGGUGACGAGAGCAGUUUUCAUAACUAUGAGCUUUGUGACAAUAAACUUGAAGAAAGGACACGAGGAGAUGGCGACAGCGACGAUGGAUAUGAAUAUUGUAAAUCACUCGUCAAACCUUAUUGUGUGACUUCCAGCUCGGGUAUUCAAAUAGCAGAAAACUACCGUCCUGAGGCUGAUAGUAACAGAAAGAACUAUCUAAUAUCCAAAUCUGUAAGUGGGACAUCAACUGUAAGCUACGAGAAGAUUGGAUCUGAAAGGAUUUACGAAAAGAUUCCCCCUCAUCCUAAGUCUAAGGACAGUAGUCCUAAUAGUUAUGGCAGUAGACACUCAUUUGCAUCAGAUUACACGGGGUACAACGAGUCGGAGAAUAUUUACGAUACGAUAAAACACGGGGACGGUGCUUCCUUGUCGCACUGCUACGAGAGUAUUCCAAAUAGUCCGAGUAUGGUGAAGCUGCGGAAUAAUGUGAAGAAGCAGCUAACUUCUGCGAUACAAAAACGUUUAUCAUUUGACACCGUGUCGAACAUAAGCCAUUGCACGUUAUCCAGCGAGCAGAAGACGAAUAGUAUCUACGGCCAGAGGUCUGUGUUGAGCUACAAUGGACAAGAGAUCGCGUUUCAAGUUCCUAGCAGCGAAACCAGCGUCAGUGAUAGGAGCGACGACUGGGUCGACAUAUCUGAUGAGGAGAAAAAUGAGGAGCAGAAGAUUAUUAUAGUCCAAGAAGUAAGCCGUGGAAGGAAAAGUCCCAUUAGCUGGUCUCAGAAGGUGCGGCAUCAGUGGCAAAAUUCGCCCGAGCAAAGCAACAAACAAAAAGACUGUGACAGCAGUGACUCGGGCCAUCUGUACGAGUCUCUAGAGCCGGCUCCGGCGCCACCUGCGCCUGCGCUCAUCGACGACGACUUCGACUCGUUCGACAGUGAUUCUGACGACGACCACGGACAGUAUUCACCUGCAGCGCCCGCGUUGCCAGCAUCGCGAUUACCUUCCCCACCUAUUGAGCGUGGCCAAUACACUCUAACAAAGAUUGCAAGCGCCGCCCAGCGGAAGAUGAGGCAAAUCAAACGCAACCUCACUAAGCGAUAUAGUGAAGCAAUGGACGGCAAGACAUUAAAACUAUCACCGUCGCCUCAAAACGGCACGUACGAAACAAAACCCAAACCCAAGUCUCCAAUCUACGCGAACUGCGACGACCAACACGUGUACAGCAAUAUCAGCUUCCCCGACUCGAAGCCCAUGUUAAUUAAGACUGAGAAUCCCGUGAAAGCCAACGGGUUUAAAGACGAGUUAAAGACUGCUAUAGGGGAGAAGAGAUUAAGUAACGGGGACCCCCCGCCUUUGCCAGAUAAGCCUCCUCCAGAGAAGCCAACGACUCCAACAAGUGACAAUAGUAAGAAGGAUAGUGGAACCCUGUCCAGGAAAACUUAUUUUUCGUUCAAGUCCAGGUUCAGGAGGUCUUCCUCAUCAGUAAUGGACAUAAACUCCGAUGUGCCCAGCGCACUGAAGAUCACUAAUUCUACAUUCUAUUUGACUGAUUCUAUAGAUGGGGAUUCUGGAUUUAGCAAUUGCAGCGACGGCGCCCCCGGCAGCACGGAAACCCUCUCCCCCGCAUCAGCUCCACGCCGGCGCGACGGUAGGCGACCCUGGGCGGAGUCCUCCCCCUGUCUCACUGUCGAUCGCGCUGAGCGCAGUGAUCGCAGUGAGCGCUUGUCGCGGCCCGCGGUGCCGCCGCCCCCGCCGCCCGGGCCUCACCCCCCGACUGACCUUAGCGCUGUCAACGAAGAACUGAAACGCCUGCUGCCGACGCUCUCGCGCAAGGAAAAGGGUCCCCGCACCCGCACCUCGUGGUACGCGGGCUGUGGCGCCGACACCCCGACCGUGGUGCACCACUCCACUGCGUCCUGGUACGCAGAGGCGGGCGUCCCCCCCGCGGGUCACGUGUCCUCGUCAUCAGGCGCGUCCUCCGGCUCGCACCCCGCGUCGCCUCUCCCGCGCUCGCUGUUUACGCACGAGCCUCUCUAUCAGUUCUACAACGCCGCUAAAGUCGAGUCCGUGUGCCGGGAGCUGGGCGAUUCGGACUCGGACGCGUACGAAGCGUCGGGCUCGGGCGGGGGUUCCGUGGAAGGGGCGCCGCCGAGCGCGCGCCCGUCCGCCAUGGCGCUGGUGGCGCCGCGCGGCCCUGCGCGGACACUGUGGUGCGAAGUGCCUGAGGUCGUCAACUCCGCUGUCUUGAGCUCCCUCGCCCCGGCCCAGAAGCGGCUCCAGGAGGCCAAGUUCGAGCUGCUGACGUCAGAGGCGUCAUACCUCAACUCGCUCAACGUGCUCGAGACUCAGUUCGUGUCGCACCCCGCCUUCCGCGACCCGCACGUCUUGACCAAUGAUGAUUUCCAUAUGCUCUUCGCUACCAUACUGCCGGUGCGCAAAUGCUCGCAACUCCUCAUGAACGAGCUGGAGAAGUGCUGGCAGGAGAACAUCCUGCUGACCGGCAUCUGCGAGAUCGUGAGGACGCACGCGGACCAGCACUUCCACGUCUACGUGAAGUACUGCGAGAACCAGGCGCUCAUGGUCCGCGCGCUGCAGCGGCUGAGGGACAAGCCCGCCUUCGCCGCUGCACUCAGGAGAGUGGAAUCUCACCCGGCGUGCCAGUCGCUGUCGCUGCACUCGUUCCUGAUGCUGCCCAUGCAGCGCGUCACCAGACUGCCGCUGUUGAUGGACGCGGUGCUGAAGAACCUCAGCAGAGAAGACGAGGAACACCAGAGCUGCAGGGACGCGCUCAACACUCUCAACAGCUUCGUGUCUGCGUGCAACGAAGGCGCGCGCAACACGGAGCGCGUGGAGGAGAUGUUCCGCGUGUCGCGCGCCAUCGAGUUCCCCGCGCACGUGCGCAAUGCGCCGCUGCUCGGGCCCGCCUGCUCCAGGAGGGACAAGAAGCCAGUCCGAUGGUUGGUGCGUUCGGGAGAAAUGACGCAGCUGGUGUGGAAGACGGACGAAAUGAAGCUGACCUUCGGCAAGAAGUUCCACAAGACUCCGCUCUACCUGUUCCUCUUCAACGACCUGCUCGUUAUCACCAAGAAAAAGAGCGAGGACAGCUACAUAGCUGUGGACCACUGCCCGAGGUCGCUGCUGGAGGUGUGCAGCGCGGAGGGCGCGGGUGUGGGCGGGGGCGGGGGCGGGGGCGGGGGCGCCGGCGGGGGCGCGGGGGGCGCGCGCCACGCGCUGCUGCUCACGCUGCUCGAGAACCACGAGGGACGCACCUUGGAGAUGCUAAUGUCGUGCUCAUCGGAGACGGACGCGUCGCGCUGGUCGGAGGCGCUGGCGCCCGCGGCCGCCGGCGCGGACGGGGAGGCGGUGUACGCGGGCUGGGAUUGUCCGCAGGUGGCCGCGCUCUACAGCUACACUCCCGCGCAGCCCGACGAGCUGCGGCUGGCCGAGGGCGACGUCAUCAACGUCUCCAGGAAGACCAGCGAAGGCUGGUACUACGGCGAGCGCACGCGCGACGGCGAGGCGGGCUGGUUCCCCGGCGCGUACACAGCCGAGAUCGCGUCCGCGCACGUGCGCGCGCGCAACCUGCGCCAGCGCUACCGCUUGCUGGCGCUCUCCGCCACCUACGUCGGCCAGAAGAAGCGGGUGCUUUGACAUCCUGGACCGGAACACGACUGCUUGUUUCAAUGUAAAUAUACUUGAACUCACUAAAAUGAUGCAGACUACUAGCACUCUCUGCUAUCUAUUUCGUGCAGAAGACAUGAGUGCGUUGACCUAACUAUAUGAUAGGUGGAGUGGAAGAAAAAUUGUGUUUAAUGUGUUUGUUUGAAUAGACUUCAAUUUACAGAAAAGGUAUAGAUUACUAUUUUACUGUAAUCGUCUUUGCACGUUGUACUGAAAAAGUAUUGCCUACUUGAAUGUGAAGAAAAUAUAAUUGUGAUUGUGAUAGAACAUUAUUUGAGUGGCAUUUACGUUUUAAAACAAUUUUAAAUAAAUUUCAAUGGUGUUCUUAUAUAAUUAUUUUGUAUAUUUCCGACAAUUAUGAUAGUUAGGACACCAAACAAUAUAUGGGACAAACCUGUCUACGGAACACUAACAUGAAGAUUCAGUUCAUAUAUAUUAUAUAUACUAUAAUAUAUAAAUACUUCUAUAUCUUUAAUUUUUCAUUAAUAUUUAUGUAUUAUUCACAACCUCAGUCUGAAUUCUCAUUAAAAAUAAUUUCUCUAAAAAUAUUACAGUGUCACUUUGUGAUAUGCACGUGUUGCCUUAACUGUUGAUACAUCACAUAUUUUUUUUAAAUAUAAGAACAGUAGUAUACAAAUCCUUUUACAUCUCCGAUAAUAAGUAUUAUUGUUUGUAACUGCACUAUCGAGGAGUAGCUUAAAGACUAUGUCCGUCCAGCACUGCCUAUAUUAUCGAUAUCGAUAAACUAGUAUAGUUAUUUUUGGACUGUUUACGAGUGUUAACUUGGUUUUCUUGUUAAUGCACAGAGGGCGAAGUGUCGGAUUGCACAUCACAUCUCACUAUCGAGUCGAUUCGCAGUGAGACGUAGCGAACCAAUCACAUUGCAGUGUGAUUGCCGUUGCGUCACAAUGAUUCACUGUGAUUGGUUUUUGUGAAAUGUGAAUAGCAAAGUCGCACUACGCACACUUUUCUUGUUAUGAAUUAAGGUGCUUUAAAGUUAGCGCUCUCAAAGAGUGUUUGUGAAAUGUACAGUUACGUAUGAGAUUCGCAAUGUAUUGUACAGAAUUAUAUAUUUGUAUCGAUGAUUAGAUUUAGCAUUUUUAGUUUGUGUAGGUUGAAACCACUCUUGUUUGAAAUCGGUCCUGUUUUUAUACGGAGAUAAUUUAAACUGUGCUGUCUAUAUUUACUAAAGAAUCUCAACGAUACAUACACAAAAAUAAGAAGUCUUGGAAAAAUUAUUAUUUUUAAAAUUAAAGAUGGCAUUGGUAAAUGUAUUUAUUUAAAGAGAAUGCAGUGAGUAUAAUUCGUGAUACACACUAUCGCCAAACCUUGUCGGAUUCAUACAUUUUCGUUGCGGUAACUCGAUUCGUACAAACUACGCAUUGUUUAAACAUUCACGUCAGUAUCUACGGCGAUAGUGUGUAGCGGAAUAAUAUUAUGUAUGAUUUCAAGCGUGGUUUCAACGCAAAGGUGCUUCGUUUGGCCGCGUUUCGAAAUUCCCUAGUCACACGCGGACGAGGCGGCCGACAGUCUCACAUUCCCUAACUAACCUUAUUUUAAGCAAUCAAAUUGUAAACCGAACGUUUCGAAUGUACUUAAGUAAAUUAUUGUGUAGAUAUUUCCAUGUAAUAGUCUCCAACUAAUAUUAUUUAUAGUUUAUAUAGUUAAUGAUCCAUAUCAAUUUCAAAUAUAUUAAUUGUAUUGCAAAA